Messenger RNA from Macrosiphum euphorbiae (potato aphid), 213 nucleotides. NCBI's taxonomy places the organism in Eukaryota, Metazoa, Arthropoda, Insecta, Hemiptera, Aphididae. The record is from the annotation of a GenBank genome assembly.
AUGGGACCUAUGACAAUUAUUACUCAAAUAGAAGAUACAUCGGAUGUAGUUCCAACACACGUCACUCUUAUGACGUUUGAUAGUAUUAUAUCAUUAAAUAAUGAUGCGAUAGUUGACACUAUUGGAGUAAUAAUUCGCAUAGAAGACAUAGUAGACAUUGUAAAGCCAACCAAAACACUGAAACUACGAGAUGUUGUAAUAGCAGAUAGGUAA